This is a messenger RNA of Meira miltonrushii, 946 nucleotides long. RefSeq names its product putative l-isoaspartyl protein carboxyl methyltransferase. The record is from RefSeq and is a predicted model, not a curated record. NCBI's taxonomy places the organism in Eukaryota, Fungi, Basidiomycota, Exobasidiomycetes, Exobasidiales, Brachybasidiaceae. Gene Ontology annotation, cellular component: cytoplasm. Gene Ontology annotation, biological process: protein modification process. Gene Ontology annotation, molecular function: protein-L-isoaspartate (D-aspartate) O-methyltransferase activity. The transcript has a single exon. Bases 182 to 880 code for a protein of 232 amino acids.
CGACACACACACACACUCGGCAAUUAAAUCUGCACUAAAGCAGCGCAGCGCGUCUUCCGAACUUCCACUGGAAGGAAAAGCGGAUUUGUGCAGGGGCCAAGCGGGCUUGUACAUUAACUCCAUGCUGAAUGAAUGCACUUUGGAUCAAUGAUCACCUCUAACAAGCACUCAUUCUGACAAGAUGGCAUGGAGAUGUAGCGGAAAUAGCAAUCAUGAACUGCUGUCAAAUAUGCGUUCAGCAGGUUUGAUCAAAACAAACACUGUCUUUCAAGCAAUGCAAAAAGUGGAUAGAAAAUGUUAUGUCCCUGUUCAGAAAGAUGCUUACCUUGACAGUCCUCAAUCUAUAGGCUAUGGAGCAACAAUCUCUGCUCCCCAUAUGCAUGCUUAUGCUGUGGAAGCACUUCUGCCAUUUUUGAACAAAGGUGGAAAAGUGUUGGAUAUCGGAAGUGGAAGUGGAUAUACAAUGGCAAUCUUUUGGCAUUUAGUCAAAGGAGAGAAUGCAUACGUCUUGGGGAUUGAUCAUCUCAAACCAUUGGUGGACAUGGCACGAUCAAAUUUGCAGAAAGACGGACUUGAGAAAGAGCUACAAGAAGGUGUCCUGGAAGUGAUGGAGGCAGAUGGACGAUUAGGAUAUCCACAAAGAGGUCCUUAUUCUGCUAUUCACGUUGGUGCGGCUGCGAGUACGAUUCCUGAACCUUUGAUCGAACAACUUGCUAAACCUGGAAGGAUGUUCAUUCCCGUUGAGGAUCCAAACGGGCUAGGACAGGAUAUCUGGCACGUUGAUAAAGAUGAACAGGGUAAAAUCACAAAGGAGAAACAGUUCGGUGUAAUGUAUGUGCCAUUGACCGAUGCAAAGAAGCAAUGGCCUGUCUCUGUGUAAAAAGGGUGGUAAAGUCAAUAUUUAUUGUAUCAUAUCUUCUCUCAUUACGAUUCAUUUUGAUAAGGC